AUGGCACUCGAGAACAUGAGAAAGAAGAGAUCGAAACUGUUGAGUAUACAAGAUAUGGAAGAUAGAAGUAAAGAGUUUUGUCGCAUGAUGAUAGAAGGGGCCAAUCAAAGCCAAUAUCGUGGUGAAUAUGGACAAAAUUCGUUGUUCGAGGAAUUAAAGAUUAUAAUAAAAGACACGAGCGUAUUUCCAAGCGAGGCCGACGCUAUGCUAUUCGCGUUGAAGAAUAACGAAUUUCGGAUAGUGGCGUGUCUGCACGAGAGAAUGGCGGUCAACGUUCACAAAGCCGAAUUCGCAGAUGGAAAGUCCGUGCUUCAUUGGUUGGUCAAACGGAAGUACGUCGAGCCCCACAAGACCUACCUCGCGAGCGCCAAGUUGAUCAUCGAUUACUUGCUGAAAGAUGCGCAGGAUAAUUACCGGGACGGGCAGGGCUUCACGUACUUUCACGGGGCCUGCAUGAUCGGCGACUACUCGACGCUGCAAAGAUUCAUAUUGACCCUGGGCGCGCGCGUCUGCAAUAUCGACACGUACGCGCUCUCGCCGCUGUACAUCGCGGCCAAGUGCGGUCGCGAGGACGCCGUGCGAUGCCUGCUGUACCACGGAGCGAAUCCGAACUGGUACGACCGGCGGCAGGGCUCGAGGAUUCUUCACGGGUUGGCGAGACUGCGCCGAUGCGACUGCCCGGAGGCUUGCUGGCCCCUCACGGAUCCGGACUCGGCGCCGAGACCCGUCGAGACAAUCGUCGACAUGCUCGUUCGUCGAGGUGCGCGAGUCGACGAGCGCAACGUCGCAGGCCUGACUCCGCUGGAGUGGGCCGUGUCGCGAUUGGACUACAGUCUGACCCGGGCGCUUCUGAGACACGGAGCGAGUUUGAGGAAUCUGAACGAGAAUAUAUCGUUGAACAUAAAAGAUUAUACCAAGUACGAAUUGAUGUUCUAUCCGGUCGCUUUGUACGUUCCCGAGAUGAUGGCAUUAUUGACGACGAAGGGAUUCGUAAUGAACUCCCUUGCUCGAUCUAAGUUUCUGAUAUUUUGGUCGGAAGCUGCGAAACACGAAAUGGAUGAUUUGCAGAGUCUCGUGUCCAGUGAGUUAUUCAAUUUGGUUGGCAUUACAAUUUUAAUUCGAUAG
Molecule: messenger RNA, 1125 nt
Organism: Trichogramma pretiosum
Lineage: Eukaryota; Metazoa; Arthropoda; Insecta; Hymenoptera; Trichogrammatidae
Product: ankyrin repeat, PH and SEC7 domain containing protein secG-like
Exons: 1
Coding region: 1-1125 (374 amino acids)
Molecular function (GO): protein binding
Source: RefSeq, a predicted model, not a curated record